AUGCUCGGUCUGCCUCCGGUCAUCCCGCGAGUCAUCCGUCCAGCCCGAGCCCUGAACGUGCGGUGCUCCCUCCAACUGCGCCAUAUGAAUACCCCAACGUUUCGGACAGAGGCCGAUAAACCACAACAUCCGAUUCUCGCCCAAACUGGGAAAAGCCGGGGAAUUUCCACCACGCAGCGCUCAUGGCCCUUAAGAGACCCAGAGGAGGCUUAUCUUCUGAAGAAUUUUGUGGAUCGGAUUGCAUCGUUUUUUGAUUGCACGGAUCGACUGCAACAUUUCGCGGUACACAUCCCCUAUCGCGCCCGUUACUGCAACACCUUGUUCAACGCUGUCAUGGCCCUUUCGGCGCGUCAUCUAAGCAAUACGAGCCAAUUCGACCCCUACAUAUCGGAUCAAUACUAUCAAGCUUGCCUGGAGACUCUGAUUCCUGCAUUGAAUGACCACGGGGUCACCAUGGAUGACGAUCUACUGGCGGCCACCGUUGUUCUCCGUUUACUGGAGGAAUUUGAUGUCCCACUGGCGGGAUUUUCCUUCGGGACCAAAGCUUUCAUUCAGGGUCCACCACCCUCUGCUUCCACCGCUCCAAGUUUACGACAGGCAGUCUACUGGAGUGGUCUGCGUCAGGAAAUCUACAAUUCGUUGAGUCUACAACAGGCCCCCGAUAUUGAUCUCAGCUCCCUCCACUCACUCUUUACCGCACUGGGACCGAACGCUGGUGACUGCGUAUGGGCAAACCAGGCCAUUGCACACUGUGCCGAUGUUUUAUUAUUCUCCUUUGGCACGGGCCCUCGUUCGGUGGCAGUGCAUGCCGAUUUGCAGAAGCAGAACCAACAAUGGAAUGAUGCCCGCCCGCCGUCGUUUGAUCCCUACUACGUGGGUGACGAUGAGGUGGAGAUUGGGACGACUUUUCCCGACAUUCGGUUCAAUUCGCCCUGGCAUGUGGUUGACGAUUUGUUCAACGAGAGACUAAUCAUCAAAUGGAUAGCAAUUGGCAACCAGUAUCACGAAUUGGCGAAGAUCUUGCUUUGCGUGCAUGAUCCCGGCAUCCCCACGGUGGGACCCUUGAGGCGACGAUUUGCGCAGGAAGCGGAUGAUGAAAUCCGCCAGGGUGUUUGGACGGUCUGUGGCGUGGCACUCUCGAAUGGAACUGUCCCACCUGCAAUGGUUGUUGGGUGUAUGGCGGUUCAUCUAUGUGGUGAUCGGUUCACAGAUCGACAGGAACAAGAGCAGUUGAUUCAGGUUCUCAUCCGGACGACUAAGUUGCAUGGGUGGCCAACACAUGCGCUCCAGCGUCAACUUUGGGAAACCUGGGGGAUGGACUGA
Messenger RNA from Penicillium macrosclerotiorum, 1323 nucleotides. RefSeq lists its product as uncharacterized. The record is from RefSeq and is a predicted model, not a curated record. Gene Ontology annotation, molecular function: DNA-binding transcription factor activity; transcription cis-regulatory region binding. The transcript has 6 exons. NCBI's taxonomy places the organism in Eukaryota, Fungi, Ascomycota, Eurotiomycetes, Eurotiales, Aspergillaceae. Gene Ontology annotation, biological process: positive regulation of transcription by RNA polymerase II. The coding region runs from base 1 to 1323 and encodes 440 amino acids. Gene Ontology annotation, cellular component: nucleus.